AUGGCUGACAAUCCUCCUCAGGGAGGCAACGACCCAGACCCAGAAGUUGUGGAGGAAAACCAACAACAACCUGCGCCAGCAGGCAAUGCUGAUGAAGCCGCGCAAGCCAAUCAACAAGGCGGACAACAGGCCAACCCUCCGGUUCCCGAUCUCCUAAACAACCUGAUCGCAGCAGCAGCCAUCGCGGCAAACCCAUUCAAUCAACAAGGUCAACAACAAGGUCAGCAACAAGGUCAACCGCAAGGCGGAACCAACAAUGCUGCAAAUCUACUAGGGCAGCUACUGGCUCAUCCGCAAGGAAUGCAUCUACUAGGUCAGCUCAUCGCAAAUGCGACCAAUCCGAGUGCGACCAAUCCGACUACACAUACUCCUCAGUAUGGAGCUUUUCCAUCGACUUCAGGAACUACUCCUAUCGACAUUGGAACUUCCUACGGCAUCAAACAGUACUCAAAGGCAGUCGAUUCGCUCUACUCUAGUGGUGAAGACAAGUUUGAUUUGCAACCAGCAAGACUACUAAAUUUUAUCGAGAGAAUCCAAACUAGAUCCCUUGAGGCGGGAUGGACCAUCAUCUUCCAGGUUCAAAACUCCACAAGAAACAACGCCACUGACGACUUCCUGCAACUCCAUGGACAGAUCUCUAUUGACAAUGUUCGACGCCAUGAGCAAGCCUACCUUGUUCAAGCUGACAGUCGCAGCAAGCAAAGCUCUCUCCACCUGCAGCUCUGCAUCUACAAGUCGCUCACGGAAUCUGCCCAAGCUAAGGUCUUACGGGACAAAAAUCUCUUCACCAUCAAUGGAAUGAGAGGCGGAUUGGCUUAUCUGAAGGUGGUCCUUCUGCGGACAACUCCCGCUAGCAACUCCAAUGUGAAUCACAUCCGACGUCAACUUGCAAAACUUCCCGAGUAUAUGACCAAGGUUGGAUCAAACGUUGAAAAGUUCAAUCUUCACGUUUCCGAGCAACUUGAGAACCUUGCCCACUAUGGGGAGGAGUCCAAGGAUAAUCGUGUUCGGGACCAAACCUGGAAUCGCCCUGAUGAAAAUCAACAAGCUAUCCUCUCGCUGAAGGCCGAGUUCAAGCAAAUCAAAAACUCCAAGAAGCCUGAAAGCGGAAAGAAGAAGGACAAUGACAAGAAGUCCAGAGGUGGUAAGAAUAAAGGCAAGGGCAAGAACAACAAUAAGCAAAAAUCUUCGAACGUACCUGCAUGGAAGACCACUGCACCAAAAGCAGAAGACAAACUUAAAGCAAAGUAUGUCGACGGUGACUCCAAGCCAUGGUAUUGGUGCGAAGCUCUCAAGAAAUACUGCCGCCACACUCUGGAUCAAUGCAACCAAGACCAAAACAAAGACAACAAAAAGAACAAGAUCAAGCUCAGAGCCGCCAUGGCUGAGAAUUACGCCCCGUCCGACUCCGAUACCAAUGAAGAAUGA
Messenger RNA from Cylindrotheca closterium, 1428 nucleotides. Lineage: Eukaryota; Bacillariophyta; Bacillariophyceae; Bacillariales; Bacillariaceae. The record is from the annotation of a GenBank genome assembly.